CUACCGAAUUAGGAGCUUUCGCAGUGUCAGCAGCGAUAGCAAGUCUUAAAAAAAAGGUUUCAAUCAAUUCAGUAUUCUUUGGAAAUGUUUUACAAACCGAUAAUACAGCUCUAUAUCUAGCUUGUCACAUAGGUUUCAAUUCA
Messenger RNA from Racocetra persica, 143 nucleotides. NCBI's taxonomy places the organism in Eukaryota, Fungi, Glomeromycota, Glomeromycetes, Diversisporales, Gigasporaceae. The record is from the annotation of a GenBank genome assembly.